AUGAAUAUUGGACAACUAGUGAACGAAGCUGCUUCAAAUAAAGGUUUCUCUGCAGCCCAUUCCACUUUCAAAAGUCCAGAUCAAAGAUCACCUCUGUUUCCACAAGACACAGUUGGUGACAGCGAUUCGAAUCAACAGGAGGUGAAUUGCGGUGAUGCAGCCACUGCCCUGGAACACACCUCACCUGAUACAACAACUCCGUCCUCUACUGCCGUCAACUCAGAUCCAGACCAAGAUAAAGUCUUAGCCGAGGUUGUAGAAGCUGCUAAAGCUCGGGAUUUGGCUAAAAUCUUUAACCUCGUUACAUCUUGGCGGACACCUGAAACAUCUAGCAUGUCUUCAGUGAAUCCUCCUGUCUCACAGUCCGCCACCUCGUCGACAACGACUACUAACGGCCCCACCGAAUUGUCGUCCCUACCAGAGGGCAAUGACUCCAUGAUAUCCUCUAUUCAAGCCAAUGCUGAGACUUCCCAGCCUGUUGUGUCUGAGACCACAGCAGCUGCUGCCCCCGUUCUGCCAACAAACUCAUCAGCGGCGCUUGGGGUGACCGACGUUUGCCCUCCCUCUGCCCUCUCCUCUUCAUCCGCUCAAUCUCAUCCCCUGGCGGAUAAGGUUGACGAAUCCAAAACUUCCCCAUCCUCUACUAUUGAAGAGCCUCCCAAAGAUAACCCUCAGCCAAUCAACGAAUUGAUCUCUCCACCUACUGAGUCUACUGUGAUGCCGUGUUCCGUUGCCCUGCCUACUUCAUCAUGGGCUGCAUCCGCUCCCCCUGUUGUUGCACCUACUACACCCCUCACCUCAACCAUCUCAGUUAGCUUGAGUGUUUUGAAUGCUGCGGGGGAACUUAGUCCGGUUCACGUUCUGCUACCGAAUCAACCGCUCGUGGUGCUGCGUGUGAUGCCAAUUCAGGGAGCUCGUGCCGGUGAACAAGUCACCCUGAGCAUUCCCACGCAACUUAUAUUGAAGAACAUUUCAAGCGCCAUUGAAAGCGGUGCGUCCUACAACGGGGGACCUAUCAUCAUACCAAUAACCCCUCCACCAAUAAACUCAAUCACUGCUUCAACAAUGACUACUGAUUCGAUAGUCAAAUCCGUUACAGCUCCAAUCCCGCCCGCUCUUCCCAUUGGUCUCAAGUCGUCAGCUUCUUCAUCAUCAUCGUCAUCAGGAGCUCGAAAGAUGAGGGCGAUCGCUCCCAAACCCUCCAAUUCUGUCGUAGGCACCGUACCGGUCACCUCGGUUUCUACUUCGCUACGCUCAACUGGCAGCCGGCCCGCAAGAAAGAUUUUCGCAUCCCCAGUUGUACCAACUCCCCUGACCCAGGCAACCUCCGUUUCCACUAUGCCCCCAGCCAGCACCCCUAUAAGCACGCCUGUCGCCUUUAUUGGUGGUAAGCCGCACGCUGCGGCAAUCCUUCGGAAGCCCAACGCAUCAAAUUCUCCCCUGCGUAACCGCAGUCGUCGAAAAAACCCGAGUACUUCUCUGCCACCGCCUGUCACAGUGGCUGCUCCUGCCACCGCUACUAUUGCCCCACCCUCCGGCGGAUACAUCAUCGACCCCACAUCGGGCGCCCUCAUACCUGCCGAUGCGGGCUCUACAGGUGGUUUCAUCCAACCCAUGGUGCAAUCGGGACCAAGUGCUCCUCAGUUUUUCGCCCCACCUGGUUCAUUUUUUGUGAGUACCUCCAACGGUAUCAUCCCAAUGCCGAUUAGUGGAGUUCUGCCCGCUGAUGCAAAGGCCCCUGAAGCCCCGGAAUCGGGUGAACUUAUUGCCGGCGGCGGCAAUCCGUACCAGUCAGGAUUCCUUGUUCCGGCCGACGGAAGUAACGAAGCUUUUACUCAACCGGUUUUCUUCGCUAACGGAGCAGGACCAAAUGGGCAGUUCAUCUUGCCAAGUUAUCAGACGAGUGUGCCGGGUGGUGAAUACGUUCAACCGUUUUCUGCCCAGCCUACGGAAUAUUUGCAAGCCAACGGCGGUGAACUCUACCUCGCCAGUGAUGGAUCAAGUUACAUGUCUUACCCAAGCCUUAUUGGGCAGCCACAGCCCGUGGCUACGGUUGAUUUGAAAGAUGACGGAAGCGGUGUUGACGUGGCCUCGGAUAAUGACGAUAUCAUAAAUAUUGCAAUGCGUGUAGCCUGUGGGGAGCAAGUUAUGUGCCUGCCCGCAGACGUGGACUCGGGUGCAGGCGCUGUCGCCACGUCAACUGUUGAAGUAACCGAUGAAACCAAUGGCGUAAUCAGCGAAUUUAUCCAGUCUUCAUCAAUCUCCCGACCCCCCUCAAACGCUGUGCACGAAGAGCAGCCGGGUGAACAGGCAUCACCACUUAUUGAAGAAUCGGUUGUACCAAGUGACCAGCAGACUAGCACGGGAGAUGCCAAAAUUGAUGCUCUGCUCGCUGAGGCGGCUCUAGUGAGCUCGGUUAAUGGUGUUGGGGACAACCAGUCGGCUGUGUCCGUGCCCGUUGCUUCAUUGUUAGGUCCGCGCACAACUGCUCCAUCGACUACCACCAAUCCGGGCCCGUGUGCCAUUGUGGACGCGAGUGCUGCGGAUGUGCACGAGUUUUCACAGAGCCUUUAUGAAAGUUUUGCCAAUUUUGAUGCCUCUUUGAUGCCCGAGACAGCCCCCAUUUCGUGUUCUAAGGCGGCAACGGAAGCUGCGUUCACAUUUGUGACGCAGAAAGUCAGAGAUCUGGAUUCCGUUUUCGGACCCGACUCUACCGAUUUGGAUGCAACUACCACCCAUGUAACGGAUUCCUUCCUCAAUUCAUUAGUCAAUCAAGCCGACGAUUUAGAUGCGGAAAUGGCCAAUAAGGAGAAUCCCCUCGGCGCUUCACUCAGUUUAGUGUCUCACCCUGUUGAGAAUAAAGACCAGCCGAAUGUUGGGCCGCAGGAUGACCAGGAGGGAAGUGUCAACGAAAUGGAGGUCUCUCAGGUGGCAAUGGCGGACCUCUUCCAGCUGUCAUUCGGUAGACAUGUUGACGACGCGGUGGUUGGUGACGCCGAUAUGGUUGAAGACGACGACACCUUCUUUCCCUUCCCUCGUGACUACACCACGUCUGAGCAAUUCGACGAGGCGCUCCAACUUCUUGGCUCACCACCCCCAUCAAAUUGCUCUCCUCCCCGCGUUCCGGAUGAUAUUGAGGGUGAUGACGGUGUAUCUGUCGUUGGAGGUGGCUGCGACGGUGCUCCGUUUAUUCAAAAUUCCGCUUCUGCGCCUAAACAGGCGCCUAACUCAAAUUCCAAGCCUCCAAGUCCUGAAGUUGUUGAGCAAAAAGUUAUCGAAGAUGUCGUUUUCAAUGAGGCAAUUUUACCUCAUGAGUUGUCAGUGGGUAGUGACCUUCCAAGUGCUAGCCCCGUCACCGACAGGCAGGCUGCUGAACUGAGUUUGUUCGGUGAAGGCGAAAAGAUCUCAAGCCCCACUGAAGGUUUACCCAAAACAGACAAUAUGGAUGAAGAUGAGGAUGCAGAAGAUGACUCGGGAAGUGAGCUAGACUUCUUGCCGAGUCGUAAUGAUCGUAAUCAGCGGGAGCAAAAUGAGUCGCCUCCUUUUUCACCGAAGGACCCUCCAUCGUCACCUCAGUUGCUAUUGGCGACUCACGCGGCUUCAAGUGCAGACGGUCCGCGUCGCUCCUCUCGAUCAAUUGCUGUUAAAGCCACUAGUCUAUCGCCUACUCCCCAGCAGCCUAUCAAGUACCCCAAACAUUCGACUCCUCGCACUAAGCGAACUCGUCGACAAUCCUUCUCCUCUUUGCUCUCACCGCCUAUAUUGCCCCGCAGACGCAGCCAGGGUGAUGCCUCGUCCACACCGGUGUCGCCAAGGCAGCUUCGGUCCGCCGCAGCGGCAAAGAAAGACGACAGUCCUGUGUACGCUGAAGACGCUUCCUGUGAGGAUAUAUCACCCCUGAAAGCGCCGACAACACGAGAGGAUCUUAAAAAACUCGAUCGAGUACAACGUGCGUCACAGCGUCGAAGCGGUGCUUUAGUGUUGGAGGACUCAGAUGAUGCGGGAUCUUCGAAAUUGUCGCUCGAUUCCUCGCAGCACACUGAGUGUUGUGUGGAGGAGUCGACUAUCGCGUGCACCGUUGAGACGCCAACAACACCCAAGCGAAAACGCGGAAGACCUAGUCUGCGCUCUUCGGGUGAACCAGCCGCCUCGCCAUCUUCACCGCCUAAAGAUCCAGUCGUCUCGGCGUCCGACGCAACUCCCUCGAACCUGUGGACUAUGUUCUAUUCGCGACCAACGUCGUUCGGUUUCUCCAGAGACUCGAAUGUGCACCUUCCACUGCCCAAUACGAACAUCCAGCUCAAUGUGGAACUGAGGGAUCAUCCAGCUCUGACCUCCGAUCAGUCCUUCUGGGGUGAUCCCGAGGAAACUUUCCCCGCGGAGGACGACGACGAAGACGACAAAAAAGACGCGGAGGAUAAAACCACUCACUCGGAGUCCCCCACUGAAAAAAUAAAUGGCGAUGCCGUUGUCGAGGCGGAUUCCCCGCCUAGUCCACCAUCACCUGAGCUGCUUGCUACCGUCACUGCCGUUUCGAUAGCGCUCAACCUCCCCGUUACACCGGCUAUUGCUUUACCCGGAAACGGCACUGCGUUUGCCAAAUUUGCCGCUUCAAUGUCAUUGCCAUCUUUUGGUGAAUUCACCUGCACCACGCAGCCAACUUCCACGAUUGCUUCGAUACGCGAUGGUGAAAAGGACUCGCAGGCAAAAAAAGCAGAUUGUAACGAUGACGGUGAUAGUGAAGCGACCGAGGGCAGUACCUCUCCGGUCGCCUGGCUCCGCGAUUCCAAAGGACUGGCCUUCUCCGAGAACCUUUUCCCGCCCAGGUUUGCAGCCCCGCUCUCACCCUCUCCUCUUGCUGCUGGUUUGCAAGUGCCGGUGAUCUCGAAUUGCGAGGCAAAUCAAACCAGAGGCUUUCCUCUUAUUUCUCCAACAAAGUCUCCGGCAUUCGGUGACUCGCCGAACCCACCUCAGCCUCCCAUCAGUCUUACCUCUCCGAGCAGUCAAACAUUUGGUAGCUUUGCCGGUGCUGCCGCCUUCCGGUCGUCAAGUUUCAGCUCCCUCGCUGCAAGGGCGUCUUCUCGCAUAUUUGGCGCCAGUACCACCACUACCUUGCCGGCUACCUCCUUCUCUGAGAUUGCAAAGGCCGCGGAGACCCAGCACCGAGAUUUACACGGUCAACUCCCCACUCCCUUCCGAGUAGCGUCUACCGUUUCGUCUGCCGACUCCGACACUUGUGACACCGGCGGAAGUAGCCCGAGGCCACGCUCAAAGGCGAGUCGACGUAGCCACCCGUAUCGUCGGCACAAAGUGAAUCCGAGCCGACUGUCCCCUCACCUUCACCACGCGGUCGAGAUGCAAAUUGUCGACACCCUGCAGCAAGUAACCACUGAUGAAAGUCUAGCUCCUCGAGAACACUCUCCGUUGCAGUUUAGAACUGUUCCUUACGCGGACUUUACCCCACCUUCGGCGCUAGCCGUGGCCUCGUGUUUCCCGCGUCCCCCGCCACAGUCGCAUCAGUUGCCUCCACUAAUGGAAAUUAUCGAUCUUCCCCAGCCUCCGAGUAAUUCAUCGUUGGCGGAUGGCCUAGCGCAUGCGGACAAUUCCACUGCCGCGUCCCCUACCGAGUCGCGUCAGCCGAUACGCAUAAAGCUGAAGCUUCCCAUUGUCAAGUCGCGUCAUAAAAGUAGGGGGGAGAAACGCAGACGCAAGCGCGAGCAUUCGGAGGAACCGGUUGCCAACAGCAAGACAUUCAGAAGCCCCACCAUCUUGCGGUUGUCGCGUGUCGGCGGGAUGUUUCGCACCGAGGCAGUGUCCGCGCCCCAGGCUCCUCCCCACAAGACGAGCAACAGCGCCCCGACAGCCCCGCCCAAACGACCGACAACCUUUGCUCCGCCUAUCUGGGCAGCGGGCAGGCGUGGCAGGGGCGGCUUCCGCACCGGCGGCGGCGGCACCAGCAGCAGCAGCAGUGCAAACGCCCGGGUGUCGUCUGCAGUCGCCUCGGGCACUUCUGCUCCGGCAGCGGGCACAGGGGCCUUGUCGAAGAAAUUCUUCUCCUCCUCCAAGGAGGAUCGUCGCAGUAGUGCCAUCAAAACGCGGCGAGAGACAGUUGGGCUCAGCGAGAGAGCGAGCGAGAGGACGGGCGGGCGGGCGCGCGUGACUAACAGCGACACCUCCGUGCAGCAAGGUCACACCGCCGCGAUUUCGUCCGCGCCGCAGGCACGUGCCGGUCACAGGCUGUGCGUGUGCGCGCCUGCGCGGUGCAAGGGCGGAGUGAUUAAAGCACACUCGCAACCGCGCCAGUGCCUUAAGGCGAGCCCUCAGCCUCCUGUCGCCGCCGCUGCUGCUACCGCCAGUGCUGCUUGCAGUGUUGUUCCUCUGUCCACUUGCCGCGUUACCGAGGGUUCGGCUAUCACUCCCCUAUAAGGAUUUUUUUUUCAUAUCCGCGUCAACUCCCAGACAAAAGGCCUUCAUUCCAGCGCUUUUUUUUCCGUUCAACUAACCACUCGUCCCUGGCGCUUGGGUUUCGGAUCACCUCCGCGAAAACGUGGCGGUUUCUCCGGCAAGUCGGAUCGAGGGAGUGGUAACUUCCGUAGGACCAGCAGCUCGACGUCAGUUCAAAACACGGCAAUUGAACCACCACCACCGCCGCCGCCAGUACCCGUGAAUCCAAUUGCUCCUCAAGUUCCAACUCCAACCAACAACCGCAUCCGCGUGGUUAUUCGUCUCCCCAAGGAAGACGACUCAGCUGCGGGCCAUGGUCAGGUGGUGACGGGGAUCAACGAUCAUGCUCAGGACCACGAGGAAGAGGGGGUUGUGAGUGUGAGCGAAUGUGCAACCGAAGAAGAGGAGGAGGAAGAAGAAGAAGAUGGGGAGGAGGUCAAUGAGUCCACACCGGGUCCACAAUUCUCCAUCGCACCGGUGGCCGAGACAUUUGUGGACAAGAACCAGGCGCGGGUGCGAGUGGUGCGGAACAGAGCCCUCUUCUCCGCGGGGGAAGUGAUAGACGAGGAUGACAGGGACUCGUCUUUCUCCUCGGACGAGCUGCCGCCCACCAACACACGGGGCUGCUUGCCCUCGAUCAAUGGGUCACAAUCGACGCAUCAUCAGUCCAACAUUGGCUCGGGGCAGUCCUACCACAACCAACAGGUUCUGCAGCCCGGCAUUAGUCCUGCUAGUCGGCCAUCCUCCGUCAAGAUUCAUCCAGAACUCUCCACUGCCAGUUAUCCCGCACAAACUGCGACAUCGUUUUAUCACCAACCAACAGCCGGUGCCGCUGUCUCCUCGACUGCGCCGGUGGCUCCUUUUAGUCCCUUACGCUGUGACCUCACGACCACCUCCGCCGCCACCGCCGCCACUCCCUCCUCCUCCUGCCUCCACCACCCGAGAACCUCAGCCGAGCAGCCCGCGAGCAGCGCUCGCAGCACCAGCAGCAACAGCACAGCCAGUUGCAGCCUCCCCGCGCCCAGCACAAUCUCCCCGCCGGCCCCUUUUAUUGUUGCCACCACUACCAGUGAGGCCGAAGGCAACUGCGGUGGUAGUGGUGGCGCUGCGACUCACGAACACGUACAAGCAGCCCCCCUAAUGGACGGCUUCUACCAAAGGCACUCGCACCGGCCCUUUGUUGAGGCUGGCGACGGGGAAAAAACGCGGGGACCCCAGCAGCCCGCGACGCCGUACUCCAAUAAGGGCGUGAUUCCCACCUCGAGUUCGUGUAAUUUGUCGAUGAAGCCUGGAAACGUCUUUCGCGACAGUAUUUUAAAGAUUAAGUUCGUUGUUGGUUGGUGGUUCCCCAUGUGUACAGCGCCUUCGCCAAGUCGCGCCAGUCCACCUGUCGGUUUUUUGUGUUUUGUCCAGGUUGACUGUAAUCGGAGUCCAGCUGUCGCCUCUGAACCACCGACCCCUAUGUCGUCAGCCUACCACCAACACCUUCAGCAGCAGCAUCAUUCGCAGACAGUGGCCCAACCCUCCAGUCACCUUCGAAACGCCCCAUCAGUGUCGUCUCAUGAGACACAGGCACUAGCCGCUGCGUACGCAGCCGCCGCGGCCGCCGCCUACGUUGGCAACAUCGAGCCCGCGGCAAUGCAGGCCAUGCUGUCGUCUUCGCUUUUCAAUAACUUCGGCGCCGCCGGGUCCGCUGUGUCUUCCAGGGGCUAUUCGCAGCUGCAACACCAACCACCGCCGCCGCCGACUUCGCCUUACCUGCAAUCAUACCCCCCUCACCACCACCAACACCACCAAAGUGCUCGUGACUACGCGGAACACCAUCAUCAUCAGCAGCCGCACCAGCAUCAACCAGUUUUUCCACCCUAUCGAGACAUGAUGGAGGCAUCGAGUCGCGAGGUCUAUCGCCACAUAAACGAGGCUCACCAGCAGCCACACUACUCCAUUCCCACCCACAUCGGUGACAGCACAGUGCUUGGGCAUUAUCCGUGGCACCCUCAGCAGUACCACUCGCAGCACAAUCACGUCCCGAUGCCCCUGAGUGCAAUCGAUAGGGCGGCUGUCUACUACUCGUCAUCGCAGCACCAACAACUGUCGGCAGCACCGACUCCCCAGACCUCCUCCUCGCAUUGGUACAUGGGUGAUGGUGGUGGUGUUUCCGGGGUGCAGGCGCCGUCCUCCCAGCCACCCGCUUCCACAUCCAGCUACCCACCGCAGUUCGACAACUCGGCUGUAGUUGCUGCCGUCGCCGCCGCCGGCUACCAUCUUCCCGCCUUCCCAAAACUGUCUUGA
Molecule: messenger RNA, 8736 nt
Organism: Mesocestoides corti
Lineage: Eukaryota; Metazoa; Platyhelminthes; Cestoda; Cyclophyllidea; Mesocestoididae
Source: the annotation of a GenBank genome assembly